Molecule: messenger RNA, 628 nt
Organism: Megalops cyprinoides (Indo-Pacific tarpon)
Lineage: Eukaryota; Metazoa; Chordata; Actinopteri; Elopiformes; Megalopidae
Product: protein Shroom3-like
Exons: 4
Coding region: 143-628 (161 amino acids)
Biological process (GO): actin filament organization
Cellular component (GO): adherens junction; apical plasma membrane; apical junction complex
Molecular function (GO): actin filament binding
Source: RefSeq, a predicted model, not a curated record
UUGGCAUCUGUAGUUCACAAGAGGAAGAAGAAAACGAGAAUAAAAACAGCAUCCUUAGUUCAUUCUUUUCUUCACUAGAGGGUUUAGUUGACUGAAUAGGAAUCCCCACAGUUCAGUCCAUUUUUUUCUUCCGUAGAGGACUAUGGAGAAGAACUGCUCGGGCUUUAGCACAGUGACACAAAGAGGAAGAUUAAUCUAUGUGGAGGCACGUCUCCAGGGCGGAGCGCCCUGGGGCUUCACGCUCAAAGGUGGCCUUGAACACGGCGAAGCAUUAAUCAUAUCCAAGGUGGAAGAGGGCGGGAAGGCGGGCCUGCUGCAGCACCCCCUGCAGCCUGGAGACCAGGUGGUCAAUAUCAACGAGGUGGAGCUGAGCGGGUUCCGGCAGGAGGCCAUCUCCCUGGUCAAGGGCUCCUACAAGACCCUCCGCCUCACGGUCUGCAGAGAGAGCUGCCCGGACCCGUGCCUCAGAGAGCCGCCCACCCCGCCCUCCCUCACCCCUCCUUUCAGCCCCGCCCGCCCCCGGAAGAACCGAGGAUGCCCGGGCGGAGUUAACCUGCGCAUCAGGAACAGCUGGUCUGUGGCCUAUAAGGACUCCACCUUGCUUGCUUUCAUGAAAGAGGAUGCCUAA